This is a messenger RNA of Sclerotinia trifoliorum, 1796 nucleotides long. The record is from the annotation of a GenBank genome assembly. Lineage: Eukaryota; Fungi; Ascomycota; Leotiomycetes; Helotiales; Sclerotiniaceae.
CAACAUCAUCAUUUACCAGUUUUGAUAAUUAUCAUCUAAAUUCAUUUAGACAGACGAUUAUUAAUCAAUAUUCCAUUUCCGAGGUUCAGACAAAUACAAACCUAGUUGAUAUCUUCAGUCUAAGUCUUUUCAUUGCAAUUGCAUGAACUUAUCAUGUAUGCACACACACAUGCGGAAUUCCGUCCAUGACGUCCAUGACCACAAAGGAUCCGAACUUUUAACGAAAUUCCGAAUUCCCCAAAUAAUUUUUGAUCAAUUCGAAAACCUCCACUCUCACAAAGUACAACCUUACGUGAGCCCCUUUUUUGGAUUAUAAAAUAUCCAAUUCCCUCUUGAAUCAACAAGCGAAAUGCCAUUGUAAUUCUAGAAAACCGAAAUGUCAAAUGGAGGAAAUGCUGGGAAAAAAUCCUCUUCUUGUAUGUAUUCUAGCUACCCCUCUACUACAUCAUCCAAAAAGAAUUGAAACUAAUAUACCACCCCCUUCCAGAUUUCCACUUCACAGCAGGAUUAGGAUCAGGAAUCCUCUCUGCAGUUCUCCUCCAACCUGCCGAUCUCCUCAAAACCCGCUUGCAACAGAGUAACCAUGCUUCCCUAUACACUACCAUCCGCGAGCUCUCCCAAUCCCCGAAUAGCAUUCGAUCUUUUUGGCGAGGAACCGUUCCCUCUGCUCUUCGCACAGGUUUUGGUUCUGCGAUUUAUUUCACUAGUUUGAAUGCGCUACGGCAGAAUGUAGCACGCUCGAAUCUUUUGAGGACGAUAGGCGUUGUGGAUGCGAAAAAUGGUCCGAUGCAUUCGAGCUCACUGCCUAAGUUAUCGAAUCUAGCGAAUUUGACUACGGGCGCUGUGGCGAGAGCUGGAGCGGGUUUUAUACUCAUGCCUAUGACUAUUAUUAAAGUACGAUAUGAAUCGAAUUUGUACGCUUAUAAAUCGAUCAUGGGCGCUGGAAGGGAUAUAUUCCUCACCGAGGGAUUCCGGGGAUUUUUCUCUGGAUUUGGUGCUACGGCUAUUAGGGAUGCUCCUUAUGCGGGAUUAUACGUGCUCUUUUACGAACAGUUAAAGAAACGUUUAAGUCAUAUUGUGCAUUCAGUACCUCAAGCUGAGGAAUUAGUCGAAAAUCUGGGUGUGAGGAAAAAUAUGAAGGGGAGUACGAGUGCAUCUAUAAAUUUUGGAUCGGGGGUAUUAGCAGCGGGUUUGGCAACUGCCAUAACGAAUCCCUUUGAUGCGAUUAAAACGAGGAUCCAGUUGCAGCCGAAGAAAUAUACGAAUUUGGUUAUGGCGGGACGGAAGAUGGUAGGGGAGGAGGGAGUGAAGAGUCUUUUUGAUGGGUUAGGUUUGAGGAUGGGGAGGAAGGCGGUUAGUUCUGCAUUGGCUUGGACGAUUUACGAGGAACUUAUUAGAAGGGCUGAAUUGGCUUGGAAGGGAGAAGAGGUGAUUGUUUGAUCUUGGGGAAGGGGGCGAGGAAAGCCGGGCGAUUCACUACUCAUUAUUGAUUUGGGAGUUUGUAUGAUUACCUUUUCAGCAUAGAUAAAAUUAUGAUAUCCACUUUAUUUUCUGCAUGUUUUGUUUGAUUGUUUAUUCUUAUUUCAUGAUCGUUAAUGCCAUUCGUUAUAUUGUGGGUAUUCAAGCUCAGUACAUAGAAAAAGGGAUGAGAGUUCAUCCAAGAAAGAAAAUAAAACACACUAACACACAAACAAACAAAGAAAGAAAGAAAGAAAGAAAGAAAGGAAGCAUUCUCAUCAUCAAACUCUUGCUCCAUCCAGAUCAUUUAUCUUAUCACUCAUCCCUCAUUAAAAACC